CAGUUUGGGACGGGUAGUUCCGGCGCGGCGCGCGGCUGCCCGUUGCCGCGGUGCCUUGUGGUCCGCGUAGUUCCGGUGCGGCCGCGGCGGCCGGCGUUGGCGGGCGGGCGGCGAAAGGCCGCGGUUGGCCUUGUGGGAUCUGUAGUUCAGCGGGGCCCCGCGCCCGUUCUCCCCGCUGUCGGGGCCGCCGAGGGCCCCCGGAGGCCGCCUCGCCAUGCCGGGCUUCACCUGCUGCGUGCCGGGCUGCUACAACAACUCGCACCGGGACAAGGCGCUGCACUUCUACACCUUUCCCAAGGACGAAGAGCUACGGCGCCUCUGGCUGAAGAACGUGUCUCGCGCCGGCGUGAGCGGCUGCUUCAGCACCUUCCAGCCCACCACGGGCCACCGCGUCUGCAGCGAGCACUUCCAGGGCGGCCGCAAGUCCUACCUGGUGCGGGUGCCCACCAUUUUCCCACUGCGCGGCGUCAACGAGCGCAAGGCAGCGCGGGCCGCCCGCCGCCCCCGCCCCGCCGCCGCCGCCGCGCAGGGCCCCGGUCCCGCGGCCGCCGAGGCCCCGGCAGGGGGCGCGGCCGAGGACGUGAAGCCCAUCGACCUGACGGUGCAGGUGGAGCUCGGGGCGCCUGCCGGGCCUGGCCCCGGCUCCGGGAGGCUGCCGGCGGCGGCGGGGGAGGAGGGUCCGGCAGAGGGUGGCCCCCCGGAUCACUCGUACUCACUCUCGUCGGGCACCACGUCGGAGGAGCUGCUGCGGAAGCUCAACGAGCAGCGCGACAUCAUCGCGCUGUUGGAAGUGAAGAUGAAGGAGAUGAAGGGCAGCAUCCGCCGCCUGCGCCUGGCCGAGGCCCAGCUCCGCGAGGAGAUCCGCGAGAAGGACCGGCUGCUCCACGCUGCCAGCGCUGGGACCCGCAAGCGCCAUGGCCUCUGAGGGCCAGCACUGCUGGGGCCAGGCUUGGGCUUGGCCUUGCCCUGUGCGAGGUGGCAGGGGGAGGACCUGGCCUGGCCUUUAGUGGAGCUGUCUGGCCCCCAGGGGCCAGGGCCAGCUGCAGGCAGGGGUUGCCCGAUCAGAGUCUCUGCCUCCCUCAUUGCCUCAGGAGAGGCACUAGGACAGUGUGAAGAAGCCAUGGGCUUAGUCACUGCCCCCAGCUCCUUCUGUCCCCCCUGCUGCUGAAAUUGCCCUAAUGCCAGACAAGCCCAUACUGUUGGAUUCUCCAGUAUAGAUGAGGUGGCUGCUGCCAAGAAGAUGACAAGCCCCAUUUUGAAGCCUAUGUCAUCCCAGAGUUAAUGCUGCUGGCAGCUGCCAGUAUCCUCUCUAUGCUGGGUCCAUCAGCAUCCUCUCUGUGCUGGCAGCUGUGGGAAAUGUUUGUUUUGUUUUAGUGUAGAUGGGACCUGUGUUACCACUAAGCAGACAUCUGUUCAUCAGGGUAUCAGUUUUCAGCAAAUAAACUCACUCUGUGUUAAGUGAGGUAGCAGCAACACUACCCCCUGGAGAAGGCACAUGUGAAAAUAUGGUUGGCACUGUACCCUUCAUAGGAAUGAACAACGUUUUGUUUGGCCUCACUCAGCAGAGGCAUGAGGAAAGCUUUAGAAACCCUCUCAGGGUGAUGUUUUUCUUCAGUAAAUUACUGAUGCCAUAAAAGACUGCCAUUUCUAGUGUGAAAGAAUCCCCAAAUUAAAGAGUGCUCUUGUACUAUGUAGUGUUUGCUUUCUCUGCAGUACAUACGUAUCUGUUACAGAUGUCUUGAUGCUCUCAAUACUAGUAAGGAUUAUGGUCUAGUAAAAUGAACCUGGUGGCAUUUGAUGGCUGUAGUUUAUCUCAUUGGCUUAAGAGCUCCCUCUAAUGAAAGAGAGGCUUUGUAGGCUUUGUAACAUACUGGGAUUUAAAUCUUUGUUUUUUAUUCAGAGAACUGGGAUGAAACAGUCAUAAGAAAAGCAAAUUUAUCUGCAGUGGUUGCAAACCCUUGAUGUCUAAUCCUAAACUAGUUGGCAUGAUUAAUAAUCUGUACUUUAGGCAAGACCUCACUGAAAUGUGCUUGCGUGCUCUAAACCAAGAUUUAAGAGUAUCUUAAAAAUCUACCAAUCUACAUGGAAUGAUUGUGUAGUUUUGGUUUCUGGCCAGCAGUAGUCUCUUCACUUUCAGCAACAGUAAACCAAAACAAAGUUGGCUAGAAAGAUGAUUAGGUGAGAGUAACAAGGUUAUUGUUAGUUUGGCCUAAAUAUGUACUUCCAAAUUAGUCAGUGGAACAGACAGCUCAGUACUUUAGAGGAGGAGGAGGAUACCUGGCACACCUGCAUGGCUCUGUCUUGAUGCAUAUAUAGGAGGUACAGUUUAGAUAGUGACAUAUAUUUAAAACAAAAGGCAGUUCACCACAGUGUAUCCAUAAUUACACUAGAGGGAAUGCCCAGAUAUGUUCUGGGUCUCUCUCUCUCUUUUUUUUUUUUUUUUUCUCCUGUAAUCAGAGAGUGUUAGUAGAUCAGGAUGUCAAUUUUACUAAAUUUUAUAUAAGCAUUUUCUAAAUGUUAAAAGUAUCUUUAGUUUGAAAAUAUUGUAAUCUUUGUAACACUGGCUAACAUAAUUUUACAACUGUCCACUGUUGUCUGUAUGACUGAAAAAAAAGGCACAUUGGGAUUUGGUAGUUGGAGAUUUACCUAUUGAUCAUCUCGCCAGUUCAGCUAAAGGCACUGGUUGCCACAGCCUGCUAUGUGAUGCAUGGGUCAUUUCUUUAUUAAUGUGUGUAUUGAGUUGGAUUGUUGACCAUGAGGAUACUACAGAUCUAUUCAUGUACUAAAUACUUCCCGUCAUUUCAUUUUAAUUUAUUUUCUCCAAUUUGAUACAUAGCUCUAACUUCAGCUUUGUGGUGUACUGAUUUUUCUGCAAUUCAAGUAUGCAGCAAGUUUUUUUUUUCCAUAGGGAGAUCAUUAGUAAAUACCUGCUACACCAUCUGAUUUAACAUAUGUAAUUGGUCCAGCAGAUCUAUACUCCCAUCAAGACAAUAGGCAGCACAACUUCUCUCCUCACAAACAAGACCAUUUGUGCAUCCUAGCUUCUUGAGAAUGUGCGUGUUGUAACAGUCAUGGUACUUUUUUUUACCAUUGUGAUGCACUUCAGGAUGUUCAGCCAUUUGCCUGUUGGACUGGUUAACUGCUGGACUGUUCCACUUCUCCAGGUUACACUGAGGUGCUAACAUGCUUAAUUUUAAUAAAGUAUAUUUUGUUUUGUUA
Rhea pennata is the source of this 3219-nucleotide messenger RNA. It is a transcript of the gene THAP11, whose product is annotated as THAP domain containing 11. The transcript has a single exon. Bases 215 to 925 code for a protein of 236 amino acids. Lineage: Eukaryota; Metazoa; Chordata; Aves; Rheiformes; Rheidae. The record is from RefSeq and is a predicted model, not a curated record. Gene Ontology annotation, molecular function: RNA polymerase II cis-regulatory region sequence-specific DNA binding. Gene Ontology annotation, cellular component: nucleoplasm. Gene Ontology annotation, biological process: regulation of transcription by RNA polymerase II.